Molecule: messenger RNA, 954 nt
Organism: Chroicocephalus ridibundus (black-headed gull)
Lineage: Eukaryota; Metazoa; Chordata; Aves; Charadriiformes; Laridae
Product: hepatic lectin-like
Exons: 6
Coding region: 98-730 (210 amino acids)
Source: RefSeq, a predicted model, not a curated record
AAGAUCCCCGGGGGUAGCGCGACUUCCCUGUUCCAGAGAUCCCAGGGAAAAAAAACCCUUCUGCUGACUCGGUCCAACAGUGCGUCCUCCUCCCAGGAUGGAUGAGGAACAUCUUCACGAUGAUCUGCAGGUUUUUAAAGACGGAAACUUCUUGCAGCGGAAGCUGAGAUCCUUUUGCCCGGUCUAUUUGCUGCUGGCCCUCUCCUUUUUCCUGACCGUCACCCUGUCGGCUGUGUCGCUCUCCAGAGUUUCGGCCAUUUCGUCUAAACUCAACGAGUUGCGUCCGGAAGAGAAGCGGAACCAGACCGUUCCCGGCAGGGAUUUUCUCCUGUUUCCCUGCGGACCCGACACCAGGCAAUGGGAAUACUUUGAUGGAAAAUGUUAUUACUUCUCCCUCACCCGGACGAGCUGGCACAAGGCGAAGGCCCAGUGCGAGGAGAUGCGUUCCCAGUUGGCCGUCAUCAACAGCUACGCCAAGCAGAAUUUUGUCAUGUUCAGGACAAGGAAUGAGCGUUUCUGGAUCGGGCUCACCGACGAGAACUCGGAAGGGGAAUGGGAAUGGAUCGACGGGACCGACUAUAAAAGCACCUUCACGUACUGGAAGGAGGGAGAACCCAACAACAGCGGCCACAACGAAGAUUGUGCCCACGUCUGGGUCUCCGGCCAGUGGAACGACGUCUACUGCACCUACGAGUGCUACUACGUCUGCGAAAAGCCUCUGCCCAACUGAGCCAAACCAGGCGCGGAGGCACCGGCCCACGUUCCGACACCUCAAAUGGUCCUUUUUCUUCUUAAUUUAUACUAUCCGAGCGCCCGCUCCCUGCUCUUCCGCCCCACCGCGCUGUCCCAAGGAAGAGCGGGGCCGGAUUUUGAUGGUCCUAAGCAAUAUACGCAGGAAUCCGGGUUCUCCGUGGGGAGCUCAGCCUAAUAAAGGACGAUUAUUGCUCUGGUUAA